UAUAUAUAUAUAGGGGAAAAGUUUGUGAGAAUGACAGGACCGAAAAGAGGGUGGGGUGGUGGAUGGACCGAUAGAAAUAAGUCUGCGCUAGCUAGCUAGCUUCCGGCCCUGAAUCAUCUAUAGCCUAGACUACAAGCGAUGAAGAGAGAAGACAGUAAUAAUACUGCCGACAAGCUUAUAAGUUGCAGCAGCAGCAAUCAGGAACCGCCAGCAAAGACGAACAACAACAACAACAACAACAACAAAGAGGUUCCCAACGCCAACGAUAUCAUCAUGCUGUCCACCUCCUGUAACACUACUACUAGUACGUACCAAGACCGUCUCAAACAAGCAAGCUCCGAAAAGGAGAAGCAGCUCCGCAGAAGCGACGUUGACGAUGGUAACGAGGUGGAGAGAACCAAACUGAGCCUGUUGAGAUACCUGGCCGAACGCCAGGAUCCCUCUUCCAAGGACGUGGACGAUGCGACGCUGAGAAGGUUUCUCCGAGCGAGGGAUUUGGAUGUGGAGAAAGCAGCGGCCAUGUUUGUCAAGUACCUCAAGUGGAGGGCUGCGUUUGUGCCCAAAGGCUACAUCUCCGCCUCCGAGAUCGCCAACGAGAUGGAGCAGAACAAGAUGUUCCUCCAAGGGACUGACCGCCAAGGCCGCCCCGUCGCCCUCGUUUUCGGAGCUCGCCAUUUCCAGAACAAGAUCGGCGGCCUCGACGAGUUCAAGCGUACGCCCCCUACGCUGUUAUCUAGUUUAUGCUUUCGACAAACUCUUCGCCAGGAUGGGUGGAGGACAGGAGAAAUUUGUGGUGAUCGGAGACCUUGAAGGUUGGGGGUAUGCAAACUCUGACAUUCGUGGAUAUCUCGCCGCUUUGAACAUUCUGCAGGAUUACUAUCCGGAAAGGCUGGGGAAGUUGUUCAUAGUACACGUCCCGUACGUUUUCAUGGCAGUUUGGAAAGUUGUCUGUCCUUUCAUCGACACCAACACCCGCAAGAAGAUUGUAUUUGUGGAGAACAAGAAUCUGAAAUCCACACUUCUUGAGGACAUCGACGAGAGCCAGAUCCCAGAUAUCUACGGCGGCAAAAUGCCUCUAGUUCCCAUCCAUGAGACCUGAAAUUACAACAACAUUCAUUCUCAGGUCUUUGACCUUGCGCGUCGAUUCCUCUUCACUGCGGGAGCUUUCGUUCACUUUUUAUCUCAAGUCGUACCUACGUACCCACCUACCUUCCUCCAAGCUGUAUUGUACGAUCGUCUAAAUAUGUAUCCCAGUUCUGUUCAUAAAGUUGAAGUACCCAACAAAGCAAACAUUGUAGCUGGUAACUGCGGAGUCGGUUGAAUCAAGCCACCCUGCAGAUCUUGAACAAUGUUGAUAUUGUUAUCUAUCCCCCUUCAAGGCUUCUUCUGGU
Molecule: messenger RNA, 1391 nt
Organism: Linum tenue
Lineage: Eukaryota; Viridiplantae; Streptophyta; Magnoliopsida; Malpighiales; Linaceae
Source: the annotation of a GenBank genome assembly